AUGCAGCAAUGGAGUCUUCUGGUGCUCUUUUUCCUCCUUUCUCCAGUUCCAGCAAGUGCAGUAAAAGAACUCCCUGAGGGCAAAAAAUAUGAAGUGGUUUAUCCUGUGAGACUUCAUCCAUUGAGUAAAAGAGAGACCAGAGAGCCAGAGCAAAAGGAAGCAUUUGAAACUGAGCUAAAGUACAAAAUGACAGUUAACGGAGAGGUUGCAGUGCUUUAUUUAAAAAAGAACAAAAAUCUCCUUGCACCAGACUACUCGGAAACAUACUAUAAUUCCAGAGGAAAACAGGUCACCACAAGCCCACAAAUCAUGGAUAGCUGUUACUACCAAGGACAUAUCAUAAAUGAGAAAGUUUCGGAAGCCAGCAUCAGCACGUGUCAAGGUCUUCGAGGCUACUUCAGUCAAGGCAAUGAAAGGUAUUUUAUCAAACCUUUGAGCUCGGAGAACCUGGAUGAACAGGCUCAUGCCCUCCUCAAGGAUGACCCCAGUGAAGUUCAAGAGAACAGCAGCUGUGGAGUGGAUGAUGUGUCGUGGCUACAAGGGCUGCAUCGGAAUGUGGUCCCACCUGCCACCAGACUGAUUAAGUUGAAUGAUGGGAUGGUUCAAGAACCUAAGAAAUACAUAGAAUAUUAUUUGGUCCUGGAUAACGGUGAGUUUAAGAAGUACAAUAAAAAUCUUACUGAAAUAAGAAAGAUAGUGUUUGAGAUGACCAAUUAUGUCAACAUGCUUUACAAAAAGCUUAAUGCCCAUGUGGCAUUAGUUGGAAUAGAAAUUUGGACUGACGGAGAUAAGAUAAAGAUAACACCAGACCCCAACACCACCCUGGAGAACUUCUCUAAAUGGAGGGGAAGUGAUCUGCUAAAACGAAAGCAUCAUGAUAUUGCUCAGUUAAUCUCCUCAACAGAUUUUUCUGGAUCAACAGUUGGCUUAGCUUUCAUGUCUUCGAUGUGUUCCCCUUAUCAUUCUGUUGGUGUCAUUCAGGACCACAGUAACUACCAUCUUCGAGUCGCAGGGACAAUGGCCCAUGAAAUGGGCCACAACCUCGGCAUGAUCCAUGACUACGUGAGUUGCAAGUGUCCAUCUGAAGUCUGUGUAAUGGAGCAGUCACUAAGGUUCCAUAUGCCUACAGACUUCAGCUCCUGCAGCCGUGUCAACUACGAGCAGUUUCUUCAAGACAAAUCAUCCCACUGCCUCUUUAAUAUCCCAUCGCCUUCAGACAUCAUAUCCACCCCAGUCUGCGGGAACCAGGUAGUAGAAAUGAGUGAGGACUGUGACUGCGGGACCCCCAAGGAGUGUACCAACAAAUGCUGUGACGCAAAGACCUGUAAAAUUAAAGCAGGUUUCCAGUGUGCCCUGGGAGAAUGCUGUGAGAAAUGUCGAUUUAAAAAGCCUGGGGUUGUGUGCAGAAUGGCAAAAGAUGAGUGUGAUCUGCCUGAAAUGUGUGAUGGUAAAUCCAGCCACUGUCCUGUUGACAGAUUCAGAGUCAAUGGUUUCCCUUGCCAAAAUGGGCACGGUUACUGCUUGAAGGGCCGCUGUCCCACCCUGCAGCAGCAGUGCCUGGACAUGUGGGGCCCAGGAACCAAGGUUGCAAAUAAGUCAUGUUACCAGCAGAAUGAAGGAGGGUCAAGAUAUGGCUACUGUCACAUAGAGAACAGCACACAUAUGCCCUGCAAAGCUAAAGAUGCCAUGUGUGGGAAGUUGUUCUGUGAAGGCGGGUCACGUGAUCUGCCCUGGAAAGGACUUACAGUGUCUUUCCUGACAUGUAAAUUAUUUGAUCCUGAAGACACCAGUCUAGGAGUAGACAUGGUGGCCAAUGGAACCAAGUGUGGAAAUAAAAAGGUGUGCAUUAAUGCAAAGUGUGUGGACAUGGAGAAAACGUACAAGUCGGCCAACUGCUCCUCGAAGUGCCAGGGGCAUGCAGUGUGUAACCAUGAGCUCCAGUGUCAAUGCAAGGAAGGAUGGGCCCCUCCUGACUGCGAGGAUUCUGCUACAGUCUUCCACUUCUCCAUUGUGGUUGGUGUGCUCUUCCCCCUGGCAGUCAUAUUUGUGGUAGUUGCUAUAGUGAUCUGGCACCAAAGUGCUAGAAGGAAGCAGAAGAGAGUUCAGAGGUAA
Psammomys obesus (fat sand rat) is the source of this 2112-nucleotide messenger RNA. It is a transcript of the gene Adam28, whose product is annotated as ADAM metallopeptidase domain 28. Gene Ontology annotation, molecular function: metalloendopeptidase activity. The coding region runs from base 1 to 2112 and encodes 703 amino acids. Lineage: Eukaryota; Metazoa; Chordata; Mammalia; Rodentia; Muridae. Gene Ontology annotation, biological process: proteolysis. The transcript is spliced from 19 exons. The record is from RefSeq and is a predicted model, not a curated record. Gene Ontology annotation, cellular component: plasma membrane.